Messenger RNA from Mandrillus leucophaeus (drill), 838 nucleotides. It is a transcript of the gene COPRS, whose product is annotated as coordinator of PRMT5, differentiation stimulator. Gene Ontology annotation, molecular function: histone binding. The record is from RefSeq and is a predicted model, not a curated record. The transcript is spliced from 4 exons. Gene Ontology annotation, cellular component: nucleus. Bases 54 to 572 code for a protein of 172 amino acids. NCBI's taxonomy places the organism in Eukaryota, Metazoa, Chordata, Mammalia, Primates, Cercopithecidae.
CGGGUCAGUGGGGAAGGCUGUCCGCUCGCUGGGCGCCGCUGCGAAUUUGGUAAAUGGGAGGUGACGCUGGUGACCGAGAGCCGGGGCCCGCUGCCAGGAGCCUGGGCGAGGGCCAGGCUGGCUUUGCUACAGCUGACCACUCCAGUCAGGAGAGAGAGACUGAGAAGGCUAUGGAUCGACUAGCCCGUGGAGCACAGAGCAUCCCUAAUGACAGUCCUGCUCGGGGUGAGGGCACCCAUUCUGAAGAGGAAGGUUUUGCCAUGGAUGAGGAGGACUCUGAUGGAGAACUGAAUACCUGGGAGCUGUCAGAAGGGACAAACUGUCCACCCAAGGAACAGCCUGGUGAUAUUUUUAAUGAGGACUGGGACUUGGAGUUGAAAGCAGAUCAAGGGAAUCCAUAUGAUGCUGACGACAUCCAGGAGAGCAUUUCUCAAGAGCUCAAACCUUGGGUGUGCUGUGCCCCACAAGGAGACAUGAUCUAUGACCCCAGCUGGCACCAUCCGCCUCCACUGAUACCCCAUUAUUCCAAGAUGGUCUUUGAAACAGGACAGUUUGACGAUGCUGAAGAUUGAGUGUGGAGCUUUCUGCCUUGUAGGUGGGCGGGCCUCCACGUCAAGAUCUCUUUUCCUGUCUUGGAGGUGAAAAGUCGUAUCUGAGAAAACGUUCUCAGUGACCCCUAGUCUGCAGUACACAGACUAGUUCUUUAUUGAACAGUGUUCAAUAAGGCCCCGUCGUUCUCCCCAGUCUGUUGUUGUUACUAAUGGGCUCCUCCUUGGAAUGUGUAUGUUUGUGUCAAGAGGAGUUGUGUUCUUUGUAAAUAAAGGUUAAAAAAAGAAAC